Molecule: messenger RNA, 518 nt
Organism: Frankliniella occidentalis (western flower thrips)
Lineage: Eukaryota; Metazoa; Arthropoda; Insecta; Thysanoptera; Thripidae
Exons: 2
Coding region: 36-518 (160 amino acids)
Source: RefSeq, a predicted model, not a curated record
UUUGCUGUGUGGAAUUUUUACUGGAGGAUGGCGACAUGGCGACCGUUCCAGUCCUAUGGGUGAAGAACAGGAGGUACAUUAAGAAGAGCGAAGGAGUCAAGGCUGUGCGGGGGAAGUGCUACUGGCCUCCUAGUACUGUCAAGGGUAAAAAGCUGAGAGACCUCGUUACUGGGCAAAAGAAGCCGGAUACAUCAUCAUGGACGACACACGAUUGUGAGGUGUUGCAGUAUGCUUUCACCGUAAAGGAGUGUGACGAUUGGCUAAAGAAUCAUUCGGGAGUCGAAAAUGAAGGAAUGGAAAGUGACGCUUCGAGCGACCACCCCUAUGCAAGGGACAAAGAGAAGAAAUUAAGGUUAAAGAGAAGGAAUGGACCAGCCAGUAGCUCGGAAUCAUCAGACGACGAGCUGUUUGUGGCCGGGUUGGGCGACCUGCGGUCCAACCAGAAAGAUUCGCUGAGUCCUAAUGCGGUUGCUGCUGUUGUGGAUGUUGUGGGUGAUUUGGGUUCGUCGGGUUUUUAG